AUGACUCGGUCUUUUUUAACAGUCCUUACAACUUUACUUGCAUGUUUAGUAGAGAUGAACAACUUCGGGGUAACGGAUGCUAAGGAGCGUGACAGACCAUCUGGUCGAGGCUCCUCGUUGACUAUGUCUCCAUCUGAUUUCCUGGACAAACUGAUGGGUAGAACAUCUGGAUAUGACGCACGAAUCAGACCCAACUUCAAAGGGCCUCCUGUAAACGUUACGUGCAACAUUUUCAUCAACAGCUUUGGCUCUGUAACCGAGACGACCAUGGACUACAGGGUUAACAUCUUCCUGCGACAGAAAUGGAACGACCCAAGGCUGGCGUACAGCGAGUACCCAGACUCGUCCCUGGAUCUGGACCCGUCCAUGUUGGACUCCAUCUGGAAACCAGAUCUUUUCUUUGCUAACGAGAAAGGCGCAAACUUUCACGACGUUACCACUGAAAACAAGCUACUGAGGAUCUUCAAGGACGGGACCGUUCUCUACAGCAUCAGGCUGACUCUCAUCCUGUCCUGUCCCAUGGAUCUGAAGAACUUCCCCAUGGACGUGCAGACCUGUACCAUGCAGCUGGAGAGCUUUGGCUACACCAUGAACGACCUGAUCUUUGAAUGGUUGGACAAGGGACCAGUGCAAGUGGCUGAUGGCCUAACCCUGCCCCAGUUUAUAAUGAGAGAGGAGAAAGAGCUGGGCUACUGUACCAAGCACUAUAACACAGGCAAAUUCACCUGUAUCGAGGUGAAGUUUCACCUGCAGAGGCAGAUGGGGUAUUACCUCAUUCAGAUGUACAUUCCCAGUCUUCUCAUCGUCAUCCUGUCCUGGGUUUCCUUCUGGAUCAACAUGGACGCAGCCCCUGCACGAGUGGCCUUAGGCAUCACCACCGUCCUUACCAUGACGACACAGAGCUCUGGAUCGCGGGCCUCCCUACCAAAGGUAUCCUAUGUGAAAGCCAUAGACAUCUGGAUGGCUGUCUGCCUACUGUUCGUCUUCGCCGCUCUGCUGGAAUACGCUGGAGUAAACUUCGUUUCCCGGCAACAGAAGGAGUUCCUUCGUUUGAAGCGAAGGCAGAGACGAAAUCAUAAGGAGGAUGAAAUGCAAGAGGGACGGUUGAAUUUCUCCGGUUACACCGUCGGCCCCUGCCUGCAGACGAAAGACGGGCCGGCGGCGAAAAGCUCCGCGUCCAACGCCGUGCAGUCCUCGUCAGCUGCUCCGAAGGACACGGAAAACACGAGGAAAAAAUUUGUGGACAGAGCCAAGAGGAUAGAUACAAUCUCCAGGGCCGCGUUCCCUCUCGCCUUCCUCAUAUUCAAUAUCUUUUACUGGAUUACAUACAAGAUCAUCAGACAUGAGGAUGUUCAUAAAGACUGA
Molecule: messenger RNA, 1365 nt
Organism: Chanos chanos (milkfish)
Lineage: Eukaryota; Metazoa; Chordata; Actinopteri; Gonorynchiformes; Chanidae
Gene: glra2
Product: glycine receptor, alpha 2
Exons: 9
Coding region: 1-1365 (454 amino acids)
Biological process (GO): monoatomic ion transmembrane transport
Cellular component (GO): plasma membrane
Molecular function (GO): transmitter-gated monoatomic ion channel activity; transmembrane signaling receptor activity; glycine binding
Source: RefSeq, a predicted model, not a curated record